ACGAAAGGGUUAAGAAGAACCUUGCACAAACUUUGCUGUGUGAUGAGCUGGCAGCCUCCCUCCCUUCCCUCCUCGCCUGCAGCCGAGAUGCAGCAGCGCUGGAGUGCUGCGAUCCUCUCUGCUCUGACUGUUGCCUACUGCUGCUGAGGGAGGGAAUUACUGGCUUACACUGUUUCCAUCCAAGCAGUGAAGCACACAAAGAGAAAUCUCCUUGUCUUCUACUCCUAUUGCCUACGAAGAACAGAGCAUCAGCUCUGAUGCUGUUGAGUCAGAUUGUAAACUGACAUCAAGACUUGGAAUAAGAGCCAUACCUGAUAUUAAACCACACGAAUUCAAGAGCAAAGGAGAAAGCAACAGAUAUGCCAAAUGCACUAAAAAGACAGUAUCCUGAAUCCAACAGUAAGACUGCAAAUUUUUGUACUAAUCCCACUACCUAGGAGGAGAUAUUCCUUGAUACAUCAACAAGCUCAUGGUCCGAACCAGCUGCUCUAGUGCCUAAUCCCAAAACUCCUGCUUCUGAAAGACAGACAACUUUUGAUUAUGCAUUACAAGAAACUGGAAACUCUGUAUUCCAAGCAAGCAUCAGUAACCCUGGAUUAACAGAGAAACUUCCCGCAGACUCCAACCUUCCCCAUCUCAUGCAGGAAUAAACCACCUGCUGUUGGAAAAGCCAGCAGAAAACUUACUCUUUUUGGAAAACAGCACUUGCAAAAUUAUACAACCCCUUGCAGAUCAAUUUGGAAGAAGAACCAAAGCAUUUCACUUUCCAAAGGAGGUGGCCUACUAGAAGCAGCAGCCAAGGAUUUUGAGGACAAAAUAGAAGAUUGGUGGCCAUGUAAAAUACAAGUCUAGUGCUUGUUAUCAUUAUGAUAGCAACUAUAAUUUACAAAAGCUUAUUACUUGCAGUCUGCUAACUCCGUGAAACAGUUUGAGGACAAGAGGAUAGAGCAUUUCUUCCUGAAUUUUACGCAAGUCAUAUCACCAUCUGUCUUCUUUUGACACCAGUGAGGUAAGACAUUAAAGUUGAAAGUAAAUAGAGAAAAUGUAGCACGGUUGACAGCAAUGACUGAGAUUUAUUUCAAAUUCCAUGGAAACUUGACUGGACGUGUUCAUUAUCCAACUCUGGCUACAGAAGUAGACAAAGCAGCAGAUAAAUAUUCUGGUCUCUAUGUGUAUGUGGGAUUGUUCUUAACAGUUCUGGCAAUCCUUCUCAUACUGUUUUUCACCAUGCUUUUGCGCCUGAAGCAUGUUGUUUCCCCAGUCACCACACCUCCAGAGAGCACUGAGAAUGGCCAGCAGUUCACAGAUGUGGAAAUGCACUUCAGGAUUCCUACCACUUAGAGACCCCCAUGAAAAGAUGUGGUGAAAAGAACUUCUGCCCACCUGUAUGAGCCCUAUAAUUUACUGCAUAACCAUCAACAGCAGCACAAAAGACCUGUUGUCAUGAACUCAAACUCUGACUGGCUGGGACCCACUGGCUGUUAAUCAGGCAACAUGUGUGCCUUACAUUAUGAAAAUCACUGCUGUCAGACUCAUGUUCCUCUAAAAAACCCUUGCAGAAUACGAUGAAAUGCAUAACCAGGAAAGACAAAGCAAAGAGACGCAUAUCAGAACAUGUACUGGAGUCUGUAUCUGCUGUCCUAUUUCUCUGCCUGAGAAGAGACUAUUCAAAGUUAGGAGACUUAAGUGCAAAAAGCCUACAAGGCACAUACAGAAAUAGCUGGUGGUCUAGAAAUUCUCAGACAUUUCUCCUAUUUAAGAAAGAUAAUAUUAAACAUCUUUCCUACUUGAAUGGCAGACUUGUACAACAGUUUCAGUAGUAAACAAAUGUUUCAUCACCUGCUGGAACUAUUGGUUUCUCACACUGAACUGUUCCCCAUAGAGAUAUCAGAAAGAGCACUUAAAAGAAAGAAAACUUCAUAAAAAUUUAUAAAAUAAAAACAACAGCAGGAAAUGAGCAGCAAGAGAAAAAAUGUUAUGACACUACUUCUUCAUUGCUCUCCUUUAAAUUAACUGAGCAGAUUACAGAUGCAGUCAUAUCUUACAGCCUUCCCAGUAUCACUUGGUAACUAAAAUGGAUUGUAACAUUUGGGAAUAGGAUGGACAUUGUUUUCCUAACAGACAAAUUCAGAAUAAUUUUCAAUCUCAUACUCAUGUUGGGUUUUCUUUAGAGAAAUUUCUUUUUUUGUUCUUUAGACAGAUGACUUCUUCCCAAGCUUUUUUCGUUCUUUUUCUCCGUAGAAAAUUAAAGAAAUGCCAAAAUCUGGCACUGCAAUAAUGAAGAGGGAACAGCUUUGGAUAUAGUCUAGUAGGGAACACGCAGAUAGAAAGCAAAACAGACUGAGCACUAGAAGACAGGACUGGAUUCAAAUAUCCUGGUGACUCAGUUAAAAGAAUGAGAAGAAAUGUUUACUUAAAUUUAUGAAGUAACAACCUGACCCCAAUCCUCUCACCUAUGAAAGAUACACAGAUAAACUUAUUUCUGUAGAUGUGAAAAAUGGAAUAAAAUAAGGCAUAACAGUUCCGCUGCAUCUUAGAGGUAAACUUUGAAGAAGAUUCAGCUACACCUCUGAAGGGCAUGGAUUUCACCCAGCUUAUCUUCUCUAUUACAGAAGAUUACAGAACAUCUCUAACAUGGUAAUAAAGUCCUCUGGUACUUUUCACUUUUGCAUACACUUACUGUCAAUUCACUUUGUCCUCUAAGGGCCUGAAAAGUGCAUACUCCCCACAUAAAAAUAUUGCUACAAAUAGAAAUGACACUGACUCCACAGUCAGUGUCAGAAACGAUAAAUUGUUUCUCAGAUGCUUCAUGUCCACAGGUGCUUUACUUACACUUAUAAGUCUGUGUAUGGGUGAGCUGUUUUUAUGAGAAAUUGCCUUUUUAGCCAAUUCUGUGGGGGAGAAUGGAAUAACAAAUUACAUCCAUACUAAGUAUGGUUGGUCCACUGAUGUAUUCAGCACAAAGCUAUUUAAAAAACCUGCUUUCUCAUAUUGAAUAGCACCAUUUAUAUAACAUUUACAGACUAAAUCUUAGAUUAUGUUAAAUAGCAUGUUGACUGUAAGAGGAAUACAGUAGCCAUAUACAUCUAUCUGGAAAAGAAGGUAAAAAGCUAGAUACCCUCAAGCUUUCUGCCAUGGGCACAGCACAGAUCAGCGGGCAGGAUGGUUGGGUCCUUCAGGAGUGCUACUCUCAGCACUGCAAAAGAGUCCAAAUUCUAUGUGAUGACAAUUUGAAUAUUAACCCAGUUGAGAGAUGUGGCUGCAACAUUUGUCAAUGACACUUAAGUGUAAUGAAAACAUAUGCAGAUUAAAUUGGCUUGGUACAUGUCAUGUAUUCAGCUAUCAGGGUGCAGUCUAGCCCAGGGUCAACAUCCAGCUUGCUUUGUGCAACCUCUCAGUUUAUUUGAUGCUCCAUUUCAAACCUGUAAUUCAUUUAUGAUUCAAAUAAACUAUCAUACCAAAUCAGCAACUAAAACAUUAAUCUUCCAGCACACAGUCUGUGGAAAAGCUUUCUUUAUGAAAAGCAGUAGGAAAGAUUCAAAUACUAACAAAAAAAAUAUCAAGCCUACUAAUGAAAAAUGACAGUAUCAGAAUCUGAGCUUGCUCAUGGCUCUGAUCACAGCUGAAAAGCCACAAGAAAUAAGAGUCAGGAGUGGGUUUUUGCCUUGUUAAUUCAGAAGAGCCCUGUAACCCUUUGAAAGUUAUUCAGUGUAUAGUUUAUACAUCAUUACAUCGUAUCUUAGGUAAACUGUGUAUAUUUGCAUAUAACAGUACUAAGAAAGACAGCCAUAUCUCCUAAUACAAAAAAAAGCUAAGUCUUCCUUUACACUUCCUUCAUUUCAAACAAAGUAUCAAGUCCAUUGAAACAUCUACAUUCUCAGAGGUACUGUGAGUGCAUCAUUUGUACAAUGCCAGCAAAUUUUAAAGCUUGCAUUUCCUAUUUAAAACAAAUGUAUGCUUUUCCUCCCCAAUUCAUUUCCAUUUGUGAAGUUCAAGACAUCAUGCCUGUAAGAAAAGAGACUGUUGAGGUGUUUUGACCUGGGUUUGCUGAGGGGACGAGUCAGCUACCAGGAAUGCUAACUGUAACAUCUGCAUGGAUUUGCUGGAUCUGAAGAUAUCAUAUCCAUACCACCUCCUAUCAGUUUGUUUCCUUCUCAUUUAUCUACUACAAAAAAAGUUGAUUAAAAAAAUCAAAAAUAAAGAGACAUCACAAUCAGCUGUGAGUCAUUGAUUGCUCUGUACUAUUAGCAGAAUGCUCUCAAGCUAUGGAUCUCAGAGGCAAGUUCAUAUGCAGAAAUAGGUUCAGGUGGUGCCAAUGGAUUUCAAAUUACCUGCUGGCCUCAGGAAGGCAUCUCUGUAAGAAGACCCCCAGCAGUCUUUGUAAGUUUUGCUUGAACCACAAUAGCUUCCUUGCAUCUUUAGUACAAAUCAGAAGUAGGAGACAUGACUAUUUAUUAAAUUCACCACCUCCUCCAUUCUGCAGUUGUGGAGAAGACCGACACAUGAAAAUUUAGUUGCAUGCCUCGUCUACACCAGAAAAAGAAAUAUGCCCUCAUCCUGCACUAACAUGUGGUAACACAGCAGUGCAGAUAGACAGCUACAGCAUUAAAGCAUGUUGCAAGAAAGAUGCCGGCUCCUCCUGCUGAUGCCAUGAGUGAAAAAUAGCCUUAAACUGAAUUUGAAUUUUGAGUCUUAGAUUUUUUUGGAUUCAUCCAGAUGUAGGUAAUGCCAAGUUGUGAAACCAGAUCUUGAAAUUAUAUGGAAACAUCUGUUCAAUUCAUACGUAAUUGUGAAAUUACACUCUCUAUACUCCCACUUGAAUUUCAUUUCUAUGUAAACUUGUCAACUGAGAAACAAAUGAUAAAUAAUUCAGAAGCCAUUUCCCUCCCUUCCUUGUCCUCUAUAUUUAUUAACCCAUUUUCAAACUAUAAUUUGAUCAAGCUAAUAGCCACAUCUUCCAAAACUGACUCUCUCCACAUUUAUCCUGUCUCUAAGGUCAAAGUUCUACUCAUGAGUCCCAUUUAUUAGCAAUCGAUUAAGAUACAGCAUCCUGGCACAUGCAAGUCAAAUGAGACCUCAUGCUUUGUUACUUGACAUCUCUUCCUCUCUGCAAGCAAUUCAUAUUUUUUAAUCUAGACUGUUGUCCUCAGCCUAUUUCCUCUUCAAGUCCUGAAACACGCGUACAUCAAUAGCUACUGGCUGAUAUCUCUUUGUGGCUUUAUGAAGAACAGACAUACCUACCAGCAUUACAGAAGGAUGAGGUAGAAAGCAGCACCUAUUUGGGAAACUUCUACAUAUCACAGGCACCCCUGCAAGCUGACGUUGGACAGAUAAAUUCUUCCUUAAAAAGCAGGGGACAUGCAGAAGCAAGUUGUACUUGGGCUACCUUUGAACUUUGUUGGCAAGCAAGUGCUGGCUCUACCUACAGGACAGCACAAACCCAUGAGCUGGAUUUGAAUGCAUUACAGGCUCGGGCACUCUGCACCACCUACCCCAUCAUUCUUCACAUGUCCCUUACACAUCAUACACAGAUCAGAAUCCUUUCUUUGUCUCAGAACUAAUGUAUAGUUGUUUCUAAUACUGCGACACAGGGUGCAACUGGAGAUGGCUUUUUAGGGCAAUGUGAGCUUGUAAUAUCAGCUUGAAAGACACAAACCUAAUUGCCAUCUGCUGAAGAUAAAUUUAGGAUAAUCUCUGUUUUAUACCUUAUGCCUUAGCAACCCUAAUUCAAACAAAUUCAUGCUCAUUGUAGUCAGUGUGCAGCACUUUUUAUAAUGUUACUCAAUAAUCCUCAGGUUACCAGGAACUUAUCAAAAUAGCUGAGGCAUAAUUAGUACUUAAUAGCCCAGGAAGCCAGUAGGAGGCUUCCACCAGCAAAUCUUACAGCUUGUCACAAUAGAAUUAAACCGAUGUGAGUUCACUGUUCUUUACAGUUUUUUUUUAAUGCUACAAGAACCAGGAAAAAUCUCAAAACAGUCCUUACAGUGCUGCAUUUGUCAACAUGUGAAGUCCAGGUGGUAACAUGAUACCAGUUUGCACUCUGUACAUAUUGGUACCUAGUGGGAAAGAAAUGUCAUUCACUGUUGUUGAAAGCAUCCAACAAAACAGGAGCAUUCUGAAUUCCCUUGGUUUUGCCUAGUGUUGUACUACAUUAUAUACUAAGUU
Molecule: messenger RNA, 6165 nt
Organism: Meleagris gallopavo (turkey)
Lineage: Eukaryota; Metazoa; Chordata; Aves; Galliformes; Phasianidae
Gene: SERTM2
Product: serine rich and transmembrane domain containing 2
Cellular component (GO): intracellular membrane-bounded organelle
Source: RefSeq, a predicted model, not a curated record